Messenger RNA from Ustilaginoidea virens, 1065 nucleotides. RefSeq lists its product as uncharacterized. The record is from RefSeq and is a predicted model, not a curated record. Bases 1 to 1065 code for a protein of 354 amino acids. The transcript is spliced from 3 exons. NCBI's taxonomy places the organism in Eukaryota, Fungi, Ascomycota, Sordariomycetes, Hypocreales, Clavicipitaceae.
AUGCACUUCAACCAGAUCGCCCUCUCCCUUGCCGCUGCAAGCCUGUCGUCUGCGACGGUCAUCGUCCCUUCUGCGGACCCUGGGCGCUACGUGGACCCUGGGUUCUACGUGGAGGACCCCAACUCCGUAGGCGGCCAGUAUCCUGACGGCCGUGUCCCUGGGAGCGUCGUCGUUGUCAAGCCAACCGGCCCGGGGAACGUUAUUAUCCAAUCCGCGGACCCUGGGCGCCGCGUGGACCCUGGGUUCUACGUGGAGGACCCCAACUCCGUAGGCGGCCAGUAUCCUGACGGCCGUGUCCCUGGGAGCGUCGUCGUUGUCAAGCCAACCGGCCCGGGGGGCGUCGUCAUCCUCACCGCGCCCCGACCGCAACCAACCGGCCCGGGGAACGUUAUUAUCCACUCCGCGGACCCUGGGCGCCGCGUGGACCCUGGGUUCUACGUGGAGGACCCCAACUCCGUAGGCGGCCAGUAUCCUGACGGCCGUGUCCCUGGGAGCGUCGUCGUUGUCAAGCCAACCGGCCCGGGGGGCGUCGUCAUCCUCACCGCGCCCCGACCGCAGCCAACCGGCCAGAAGCCGUCCAUCAUCACCGUCCCCAACCAGAAGCCGUCCAUCAUCACCCUCCAUGCACAGAAGCCGUCCAUCAUCACCGUCCCCGCCCAGAAGCCGUCCAUCAUCACCAUCCAUGAGCAGAAGCCGACCAUCAUCACCGUCCCCGGCCCGAAGCCGUCCGUCAUCACCAUCCAUGAGCUGAAGCCAACCAUCAUCACCAUCCCGGCCAAGCAACCGUCCAUCAUCACCAUCCAUGAGCCGAACCCGACCAAGCCGGCCCGUGUCUUCACCAACUGUGCCGUGACCCGCACGCAGACUGUCUACGCUGGCAAGGAGGCCGGCUGCCCAUAUAACCCUGAUUCUAUGCUGUGCAUUGCCGACGACGCCAUCACUCUCCCCUGCGGAUGCACCAGCGCCACCGCGAUCGCGACUCCCAUCACCACCGCCUGCGCCCCGUCGAACGGCGCCUUCAACUGCCGCACCGCGUAUCCCUUCACCAAGACCGCCCAGUGCUAA